Messenger RNA from Aspergillus eucalypticola CBS 122712, 855 nucleotides. RefSeq names its product FAD-dependent oxidoreductase. NCBI's taxonomy places the organism in Eukaryota, Fungi, Ascomycota, Eurotiomycetes, Eurotiales, Aspergillaceae. The transcript is spliced from 4 exons. Bases 1 to 855 code for a protein of 284 amino acids. The record is from RefSeq and is a predicted model, not a curated record. Gene Ontology annotation, molecular function: monooxygenase activity.
AUGAGUGGGGCUUUACACACCCGCAUCCGCAUGCCGCUGGAGUCGAUGCCCAAGAAGUACAUAUUUAUCUGUUCCGGAGUUUCCACCAAUCCCUCGAGUCGGUCUCAUCCAGCAUCGGCCAUUUCUAUGAGACCUCUACCGCAAAUGGCCUCGCAAGACAACAUAGCAAUCAACGGGGCCGGUCUCGCAGGGCUCUGCCUCGCCUUGUCCCAUGAGCAGCAGGACAUCCCGUGCCAUAUCUACGAGCUCAGGAAGGCGCCGCUGGAUAUCGGUGGUGCCAUCACCGUCUCGCCAAAUGCCCUCCAGAACCUCGACAAGCUCGGUGUCAACAACUCUCUUCUGCGACAGUCCACUGGCGAGCCUUUUGACACCUACGAGAUCGGCAGCGUGGCCAAGUACGGCUACCCCGGCCUGCAGAUUCAUUGCUAUAUCUUGAACAAGGGGCUCCUCACACAAUGCACGCAGAAGGGAAUCCCGAUCAUGUUCGGCACAAUAUUUAGCCGGAUUGUAUCAGAGUCCGAGGCUGGUGUUACCUGGGAGCUCAACAACACCCGUGCCAUCCCGCCGUCUUCGGAACAGGGCGCUAACCAGGUCUUCGAAGACUACUAUACCUAUGCCCUUAUGCACAUUCGGCGCGGGGCUGCCUCUCUCGAUACGGUGCUGUUAAAGUGGCAGCGCGGUCGGCAGGAGCGGAUCGACCGCCUCAUUAUCCUCGCGGAACAGAUGAAUGUCCGCAGGUUGCCCAAGGCGAACGAUCAUGGACUCGCGGAACUCGCUGGUACGGAGGACUUCAAUAUGGAGUGGCUGUUUAAACCUGAGUUGGAUAAGAUGGUCAAGGCGUGGCUCGCUGUCUGA